GAUGUUGAUCAGGCCCCAGAUUCUUCAUCUUACGUAGUGACGUGAACAGUUUCCUGCGUAUGCCGCGUGUUCAUUUACCAUCUACAAAUGAUACAAGGCAUCGCAUUUAUCUAACAGAUGGCUGGUGUUAUUUUCCUGCUACCGAGCCUACUGAUGACUGCACCUCCCGCUGUAGAGAGUGUUCUCAGCCCUCAAGUGAAGUAGAUGACUUCAGUGGAGUCUCCAGAGAAUAGCAGCGUCAGCGACGCAAGCUUGAGGCAGGUUUUCAUCGCCCUUCAUAUAGCGGGAGGUCAAAUUGGACUCCCUAUUCUCAUUCUCACUUGGGCUGUCUUCAAAAGCGUCGUCCGCCAUCCUACACUAGUCAAUCUCUGGAUUACAUUUGUCAUAUACUCUGUAUCAUAUUGCAUACUAUUAUACAGCGGCCAAGUUGAAUCAAUCAUCGCUUUAUCAAGCAAUGUGUGUCUGGUCCAAGCAGCUAUGAUACAUGGAGCGCCGUCUAUGUCGGCCAUAGCAGGACUUGUAGUUGUUUUCCAGAUCUGGCAAACAUUCCAAGAACCCUCCUCGAGUAACACGACCAACCGACCACAUAGCGUUAAGAUCUUUCUGGUGCUACCUUAUCUCGUGUUCCUCGUUUUUGCAUUGAUGGCUGGCAUCCUCGGAAAACUUUACCCCGAGCACAUCUACACUCCCAAUGGUCUUUAUUGUUCACUCAGUAAUGUGGGCCUUAGUCGCUACGUCGUUCCGACCUUCUGUGUCACAGUGUUGGCAGUGCUGGUCGUGCUUGAAGUGACAUUGGUCGUGAGAUACUAUAAGAUGUGGACGCUUAUAUCAAGAACAUUUCCAUUAGCAUCACGGAGAACAUCGCCAUCCCUCUUGUUACGGGUGCUUCUAUUCAACGUAUAUUCUGUUGUCAUAUUCAGUGUAGCAGUGCUCUUCUUGUCUGAUUUUAGCAAUCACUGGCCAUACAUGAUGGAGGCAUCCAUUCCCCUUACAGCCGUAGUGGUUUUUGGAUCUCAAGCUGACUUGUUCCGAGCUUGGUGUUUCUGGAGACCACAACCGCCAGUGAACACUUCUUCCCAAAAUCUUUUGAGCUAUGGAUCUAGUAAUCUUCGCCUUACACAGACUCACAGUCCUACUUGUACUUCUUCUGAACCAGUGUUGCCGCUAGAAAGCGUAUAAUCUUAUGCUGGUAUAUGAAAUCUGAGACGCAAGGAGGAUGUUCGAUAUCAUCAAGUAUCCCGACCACACAAUCCGUCCUUCAUUCGAAAGUCUGAUACAGAUGAAGAAACCGUGAUAGAGUCCGAGAAUUAAGCACCUCCGCUGCAAAAUAGCGGUCAGUGCAUAUAAGAGAAGGAUGCAGUGAACAUACACAAGGAUAUUGUUGCUAAAAAGGUUUGUAAAUAGGGAGAACGGGCCAACGAGGAAAGGCA
This is a messenger RNA of Desarmillaria tabescens, 1430 nucleotides long. RefSeq lists its product as uncharacterized. The transcript is spliced from 12 exons. The coding region runs from base 205 to 1179 and encodes 324 amino acids. Lineage: Eukaryota; Fungi; Basidiomycota; Agaricomycetes; Agaricales; Physalacriaceae. The record is from RefSeq and is a predicted model, not a curated record.